Penicillium verhagenii is the source of this 1002-nucleotide messenger RNA. RefSeq lists its product as uncharacterized. Gene Ontology annotation, cellular component: nucleus; cytoplasm. Gene Ontology annotation, biological process: cellular response to oxidative stress; protein phosphorylation; osmosensory signaling pathway. NCBI's taxonomy places the organism in Eukaryota, Fungi, Ascomycota, Eurotiomycetes, Eurotiales, Aspergillaceae. The transcript is spliced from 8 exons. Gene Ontology annotation, molecular function: ATP binding; MAP kinase activity. The record is from RefSeq and is a predicted model, not a curated record. Bases 1 to 1002 code for a protein of 333 amino acids.
AUGGCCCGGUUCACCACCAAAACUGUUUUAGGCUCUCAAUUUGAAACAACCGAAAGGUAUAGUAAAUUGGAGCCUAUCGGAAUCGGUGUUUCAGGACUCGUUUGCUCCGCCAGGGAUCAGAUUUCCAAGCGAACGAUUGCCGUCAAGAAGCUUGCUCAGCCUUUCAAAUCGGAAAAUAUUGCAAAGCACAUGUACCGAGAAGUCCGACUGUUGAAAACACUAAAACACGAAAAUAUUAUCCAUUUGAGUGACAUUUUUAUUUCCCCCUCGGAAGAUAUCUAUCUUGUGACAGACCUUAUGGCAACCGAUCUUCACUCCCUCUUGAAAUCCAAGAAAAUCGAUAAUCAAUUCUCCCAGUAUUUCAUGUACCAAAUAAUGCGCGGUCUCAAAUAUGUUCAUUCAGCCGGUGUCGUACAUCGCGAUCUCAAACCAAGCAACAUUUUAGUCAACGAAAAUUGCGACCUCAAAAUCUGCGAUUUUGGCUUAGCGCGUGUCCAAGAGGCAUCAAUGACCGGCUACGUAUCAACCAGAUACUACCGAGCUCCGGAAAUUAUGCUCACUUGGAAGCGAUAUAACGAGAAAGUCGACAUCUGGAGUGCAGCAUGCAUAUUUGCUGAGAUGCUGCUCGGGGAGCCCUUGUUCCUGGGCAAGAAUCACAUCGACCAAUUUUGUGUCAUCACCAAGCUUCUUGGAUCUCCACCGGAUUACGUUGUUGCCAAUGUUACUAGCCCGAACACUAUGAGUUUCGUCCGAUCUUUGCCUCAUCAUUCUCGCAAGCCCUGGAGUACGCUUAUUCCAGGAGCAGAUUCAAAUGCAACAAUGCUUUUGGACAAGAUGCUCCAAUACGAUCCCGACAUGAGAGUUUCUGCUGCAGAUGCCCUCAGUUCCGCCUAUCUGGCUCCAUAUCACGACCCAAAUGAUGAGCCAGUUGCAGAAGAGGCCAUUGAUUGGUCUUUCCUUGAUGCAAACUUGCCAGCUGAUGUCUGGAAGACUAUCAUGUAA